This is a messenger RNA of Brassica oleracea var. oleracea, 840 nucleotides long. RefSeq names its product high mobility group B protein 3-like. Bases 180 to 605 code for a protein of 141 amino acids. Lineage: Eukaryota; Viridiplantae; Streptophyta; Magnoliopsida; Brassicales; Brassicaceae. The record is from RefSeq and is a predicted model, not a curated record. The transcript is spliced from 8 exons.
UAUAUAAUUUUUUGGGGGCACAAGAUAUUUACAACACCCCACUAACCCUUCUCUCUCCCUUCCUUAUUAUUACCCUCUCUCGCUCGAAUCACAAACACGUAGUUAUUCCCUUUUUACUCCUCUCCUCUCCUCUCUCCCCCUAAUUUCAAACCCUAGCAGAUCCUCGUCAAGAAUCGGCCAUGAAAGGAGGUAAUUCGAAGUCUGACUCCAGAAACUCCAAGCUCUCUGUGAACAAGAAGCCUACGAAGGCGAGCAAAGCUGCUGCUAAAGAUCCUAACAAACCUAAGAGGCCGGCCAGUGCUUUCUUCGUCUUCAUGGAGGACUUCCGUCAGACUUACAAGAAGGAACACCCCAGCAACAAAUCUGUCGCUGCUGUUGGAAAAGCUGGUGGAGAGAAGUGGAAAUCACUGUCUGACUCUGAGAAAGCUCCCUACGUAGCCAAGGCUGAUAAGCGCAAGGUUGAGUAUGAGAAGACCAUGAAGGCCUACAACAAAAAGCUGGAGGAAGGUCCAAAGGAGGACGAGGAAUCUGACGACAAGUCAGUGUCUGAGGUUAGUGAAGAGGAGGAUGCGGAUGAUAGGAGUGAUGAGGAGGAAGACGAUUGACUGAGAAGUUGAAGUUGGUAGCAUUAUAUAAGGACCUCUGCAAGGAUCUCUCUGAUGCCUUUUUUUUUUUUUUUUUUAAUCUUCUUUUCCCUUGCAAUGUUAACGAGGCUGGUUAAAAUUAAAAUGGGGGGGUUUUCUGCUUUUAUAUUUACUGCUGUUUCUAUUUAGUAAGCUACCACUAUCUCCCACUGACUCUGAUUCUACGGGUAAUGGAAAAAAAUGUUUUAGAUGGUGA